CCACACAUUCAGCCUCCUACUCCCACCUCCACCUCCCAGCAUCUGGCUCUCAGUCUCCUGACCUCCUGCUCCAGCUUUCAAUUUCCAGCUCCAAGCCUGGUCCUUAUCCUCCAUGGCGCUGGCUCUGAUGCUGGCCUUCCUGGUCCUCACUGUCUGCAGCCCAGGCACCCAAGGUAGUGACAGUGGGGCUCUUGACUGCUGUCUCAAGUACAGUCGGAAACAGAUUCCAGCCUCUAUCGUCCGAACCUACAGGCGGCAAGAAAGCAACCAGGGCUGCUCCAUCUCGGCCAUUAUAUUUACUCCCUGGAAAAGAUCACAGGCAGAUCUGUGUGCUGACCCCACGUUGAAAUGGGUACAAGACCUGGUGAAGCGGCUUGACAAGCAUGGAGGAACCCUGCCAAAACCUAAACCCCGGAACUGCAAAAAGGAAACGGGAACCCCCAGGCCCGGCAAGAAGAGCCGAGAGACCAGGGGCUGCAAGAGGACUGAGCAGACCACUGUCUCCAAAAGACCUCCUAUCCAGUGAUGUCAUCAAAGACUCCAUUGACCCCUGGUCCCCUCACUGCCCUCCUCCCAGGCUCUGAGCCACAAUAUUCAGGUCAUGGAGAAGAAUUAGGCAUGAAUCCUGGUUCUAGUCCCAGGCCUGCCUAGCUCACCCCAGAGACACCCUCUUUUUUAUGCUUUGAUUUUUCUAUCUAUGUUCCCAGGGCCUUUAAGGUCUAGAGAUGCAGAGAAGCUACAAGAUUUCCCAGAGCGAGGUAGGGGGACAGGGGAUUGACCCAGCUCUUUCUGGGAAAGGUUUCCCCAGUCUUCCCCUGGGACCUGGCUCUGGUCUCUAUUCCUGCCCCUAGCCCUUUCCCUAUAACCUACCCCCGCUGGGAGUCAAGAUUGACAUGUCCUUCCCCCAUUGUAAAUACUUUCUGUAUCUAGACUCAAUAAAGUGUUUG
This is a messenger RNA of Trichosurus vulpecula (common brushtail), 947 nucleotides long. RefSeq names its product C-C motif chemokine ligand 21 (gene CCL21). Gene Ontology annotation, biological process: G protein-coupled receptor signaling pathway; monocyte chemotaxis; cellular response to type II interferon. The coding region runs from base 113 to 526 and encodes 137 amino acids. Gene Ontology annotation, cellular component: extracellular region. The record is from RefSeq and is a predicted model, not a curated record. Gene Ontology annotation, molecular function: CCR chemokine receptor binding; chemokine activity. Lineage: Eukaryota; Metazoa; Chordata; Mammalia; Diprotodontia; Phalangeridae. The transcript has 4 exons.